AUGCCGGGGCCCGACGCCGCGCCUCUUCAGGCCGAUGACAUGAGAGUGUUGGGCCAGGAUCCCCUCAUUCCCCCCGCGCUGCUCAUCUCCGAAGUUCCCAUGCCCGAUGCCGCCCUCCAGACUGUCGUCAAGGGUAGGCGGGAUGCUGUGGGUGUAAUCAUGGGCCGCGACGACCGCUUGCUGGUCAUUGUUGGCCCCUGCUCCAUCCACGACCCUGCUACCGCGAUCGAGUAUGCGACUCGCUUGAAGGCUCUCUCCGACAAGCUCUCAGGUGAUCUGGUCAUUGUCAUGCGUGCCUACCUUGAGAAGCCCCGCACCACGGUCGGUUGGAAGGGUCUCAUCAAUGACCCCGAUAUCGAUGAGACCUUCCAGAUCAACAAGGGCCUUCGUGUUUCGAGACAGCUCUUCUGCGAUCUGACAUCGACCGGCAUGCCCAUUGCAACGGAGAUGCUCGACACCAUCUCCCCUCAGUUCCUCGCUGACUUCAUCUCGGUUGGCGCCAUUGGCGCCCGGACCACGGAGAGCCAGUUGCACCGCGAGCUUGCCUCCGGCUUGUCUUUCCCCGUUGGCUUCAAGAACGGCACUGACGGAAGCCUCGGUGUGGCCAUUGAUGCUAUUGGCGCCGCAGCCGCGAAGCAUCACUUCAUGGGUGUCACGAAGCAGGGCCUGGCCGCCAUCACAAGGACUUCGGGCAACCAACACGGCUUUGUGAUUCUGAGAGGUGGCUCCAAAGGCACCAACUACGACAAAGACAGCGUUCAGGCUGCGAAGGAGACCCUUGUUAAGAAAGGGCAGAAGCUUGCCAUCAUGGUCGACUGUUCUCACGGCAAUUCGAACAAGGACCAUCGGAACCAGCCCAAGGUUGCCAAGGCUGUUUCUGACCAGCUUCGCGCAGGCGAGACCGCCAUCAUUGGUGUCAUGAUUGAGUCCAACAUCAACGAAGGCAACCAGAAGGUCCCUGCCGAAGGCCCUUCGAAGCUGAAGAAGGGUGUGAGCAUCACCGAUGCUUGCAUCGCCUGGGACACUACUGUGGAAGUCCUCGAGGACCUCGCGGCCGCUGUUAGGGAACGCAGGUCCUUGAGCGCCGGCCAGCAAAAUGGUUCGCCGAAGACCACACUUCUAGAGGAGGACUAA
Messenger RNA from Dichotomopilus funicola, 1134 nucleotides. Its product is annotated as putative phospho-2-dehydro-3-deoxyheptonate aldolase. Gene Ontology annotation, molecular function: 3-deoxy-7-phosphoheptulonate synthase activity. The record is from RefSeq and is a predicted model, not a curated record. NCBI's taxonomy places the organism in Eukaryota, Fungi, Ascomycota, Sordariomycetes, Sordariales, Chaetomiaceae. The transcript is spliced from 3 exons. Gene Ontology annotation, cellular component: cytoplasm. Bases 1 to 1134 code for a protein of 377 amino acids. Gene Ontology annotation, biological process: aromatic amino acid biosynthetic process.